This is a messenger RNA of Hansenula anomala, 531 nucleotides long. RefSeq names its product 60S ribosomal protein eL6. Gene Ontology annotation, cellular component: cytosolic large ribosomal subunit; ribosome. The coding region runs from base 1 to 531 and encodes 176 amino acids. Gene Ontology annotation, biological process: ribosomal large subunit assembly; cytoplasmic translation. NCBI's taxonomy places the organism in Eukaryota, Fungi, Ascomycota, Saccharomycetes, Phaffomycetales, Wickerhamomycetaceae. Gene Ontology annotation, molecular function: structural constituent of ribosome; RNA binding. The record is from RefSeq and is a predicted model, not a curated record. The transcript has a single exon.
AUGUCUGCCGUUCAAGCCCCAAAAUGGUAUCAAGCUGAAGAUGCUCCAGUUCCAAAGAACACCAGAAAAACUGCUCGUCCACAAAAAUUAAGAGCUUCAUUAGUUCCAGGUACUGUCUUGAUCUUAUUAGCUGGUCGUUUCAGAGGUAAAAGAGUUGUUUACUUGAAAAACUUGAAAGAUAACACCUUAUUAGUCUCAGGUCCAUUCAAAGUUAACGGUGUCCCAUUACGUCGUGUUAACGCCAGAUACGUCAUUGCCACUUCUACCAAAGUUGACGUUUCUUCAGUUGAUGUUUCAAAAUUCGAUGUUGAAUACUUUGCUAGAGAAAAAUCAUCAAAAGGUAAAUCUGAAUCAAAAUUCUUUGGUGAAGAACAGCCAAAAAAAGAAAUCAAAGAAGAAAGAGUUUCUGAUCAAAAAUCUGUUGAUAAACAAUUAUUAGCUGAAAUCAAGAAAACUCCAUUAUUAAAAGAAUACUUGUCUGCUACCUUUUCAUUGAAAAACGGUGACAAACCACAUGCUAUGAAAUUCUAA